AUGGGCGUAAGCAAGAUGAAACUUAGCUGGUCGGAGCUUUGUUCUGAUUUGCUGCGAUGUGUUUAUGAACGUCUCAGUUUUGCAGAUAUAAUUCGAGCCAAAUCAGUUUGUUCAUCGUGGCACUCAGCUUCGAGAGGCUUCCUCCCUAAACGCAAUCAGAAUCCAUGGCUGAUUCUCUUCCCGAGCAAUGGCAGCCACGAUAGCAAUGGUACUUGCUUGUUCUUCGUUCCGGAGGAUAAAGACAAAGUCUACAAAACCAGAGAUCUUGGUGUUGACUUUGCUCGGAGUCGUUGUCUUGCUACUUACGGUAGCUGGCUCUUGAUGAUGGACAACCUGUGGAAUCUCAACGUUCUGAAUCCCUUAACCGGUGAGAGGAUUGACUUACCUGCACUUACAGAGCCUGUAGUGCCUGAAAGAUUUAGACCAAUGUUGAAAUCUAGUUUAGCUUGUCUCUGGAUUGACAAGAAAACCAAAGAUUACCUAGUUGUCUGGACGAUGGAGCACUUCCUGGUCUUUACCAAGAGAGGGAUUAACACGUGGCGAGGGUUUUCUUCUAAAUACGUGGGAGGGACCACGGGGUAUGUACAAAUGGUCUACGAUCACAAGGCUCAAAAGCUCUACGCCUAUCGUCUUUGUUAUGGUGACAUCAAGAUCUGGUGUUUCUGUGGAGAUGAUGAGCCGCAAGAAGUUUUUGAAGCCGAGUCUGCUUGCCUUACUGGCUUCAGUUAUCGCGAUUUCCUCCCUGAUAGGUGGCGAACAAAUGGUUUUGACUUUGAAAAAGAAGCAGGUUUAUUCACGGCUGAGUAUGUUAACGGCUGGAUAAACAUUGCACUCACGGUAUCGGGACAAGUCCUCAAGGUAUCUACUGUAGUGCAACGCUCCAAGAGAUGGCUUUUUCGCAUUCACAAGAUAUCUCAUGUGACCAAAAAGUGGAAAGAAAUUGAAUCUUUGGGAGAGGAGGCAUUGAUAUUAGACAUGGGUAUCACUGUUGUCGCCAAAGACAUCCCAGGGAUCAAAAGAAACUCGAUCUAUUUCAGUGGCGUUGGUGAUGGCAGAGCGGACCCGGACAACUUUUUUGUCUUUGAUCUAGCCACCCAAAACAUCCAACGUCUGCCACAGUGUGUUUUCUCUCCCAUUCACUUCUCUGAUGCUCGAUGGUUCUUUCCCGGUUUAAGAAAUUAAUCUUCUUGGUAAAAAACC
Molecule: messenger RNA, 1200 nt
Organism: Brassica oleracea var. oleracea
Lineage: Eukaryota; Viridiplantae; Streptophyta; Magnoliopsida; Brassicales; Brassicaceae
Product: F-box protein At2g05970-like
Exons: 1
Coding region: 1-1182 (393 amino acids)
Molecular function (GO): protein binding
Source: RefSeq, a predicted model, not a curated record